AUGGCGGACGGGGCGGGUAGCAACGGGGACGCCGCGGGGCUGCCGGUGGGCAAGGAGGCAGUGGACCGCCUGAUCCGGGAGAACGGGCACAUCUUCACCGAGGCCCAGUGCAAGGUGUGCAGCGCCCUGCUCAUCUCCGAGUCCCAGAGGCUGGCCCACUACCAGAGCAAGAAGCACGCCAACAAGGUGAGGCGGUACCUGUCCAUCCACGGCGGAGAGGAGCUCGCCCACGGGAAGAAGAUGAGGCUGGAUGCGAAGCAGGACAGCAAGCAGGAAGGCAGCAGUGGGGAAGACAGGAACAAGUGUUGUCCCAUCUGCAACAUGACCUUUUCCUCUCCGGCUGUAGCAACAUCUCACUACUUGGGCAAGACUCAUGCCAAGAACAUGAAGCAGCAGUCCCCCAAAGUGGAAGAAGCGGUGCCCCCACAGAAACACCCUGCUACCCUCCCCACCUCUACCGUUUCUUCUAACGAAGAGAACAAGGACAUUACUGACCCAGACAAGUUCUGUAGCCUCUGCCAUGCCACUUUCAACAACCCCCUUAUGGCAAAACAGCAUUAUGUAGGCAAGAAGCACAGAAAGCAGGAGACCAAACAUAAGCUGAUGGCACACUACGGCCGAACCCCUGAUGCACCGGCAUCGUCUUUCAUGGCUGGGAAGGGGUACCCCUGCAGCACAUGUAACAUAGUACUGAACUCCAUAGAGCAGUACCAAGCUCACAUCAGUGGCUUCAAACACAAGAAUCAGAUGCCAGGAGCAGUGCCGGUUGUCGGACCGUUCCCGCCACAGCAGUAUGUCCGGGAAGAGUCAACUGCCCCAGGAGGCUACAGUUAUUUCAGCCAAGACUUCUAGAGCAAGUUGCAGCACUGUUCUGGGAGUUGUUGGUGGCCCAGGAACGCACAUCCUUUGCCAGCCCACAAUGGUUUCAUUAUCCCUCUGGAUAAGCAAAGCCCUACCCUCCUGUAUGCACCCGUUGAGCAGAACGGGGACUGAAUCUGUCAGAAAAAGGAUCCAGCUGGAAGAGACUUGCUAGACAGCAAAUACUUCACUCCCUUAGAGUAGUUUUCAUUGUGUAAUUGCUUCCUGUGAAGGUGGGUGCGGUGUGAGAGGAAGUGUGUAUCUGGUAUAAGGAGGGUUUGGCAACAGGCUGGUAGUGGCCACCUCCUCCCUCACCAGAGCAAAUAAUGGAUUCCUGCACCUGGAGGGCCAGCAUCCCAUGCUCAGAGGUGGAUUUUGCUGGAGGAUAACUCCUAGACGGUAGCAAGCAGUGCUUAUGCAGUGUGAAUGGCACACGGUGCAGAUUGCCUGGCUUUGUACAGGCCUAAAAUAGGAAAUAACCAGCGUGGCAUCUCUUUCCAUGCCUCCUCCGGUCAGGUUUGUGUGCAGAAUUUCAUGAGCCACUGAUUGCCGUUGGUUCUGGAGCUGGGUUGUUUGGGUCUGUUUAACAAGUAGUUACAACUUCUGGUGUGCAAACUGCUGCUGGUGGGAGUGGAGGGCAGCAAGAGGGGCUAGAGCUCCUGGCUCUCCUCAGCUCUCUGCUCUAAGGAUUUCCGUGUGGAAGGAAGUAACUGUUUAGCCUGGUUUCCUAUGGAAAUAGGUGUACGUGAUCAUUCACCAUGUGUGUCUUUACCCCCUGUGACUUAAACCAAUCUCAGCCAAACUUGGCAGCGGUGGAGAUCUCAAAGAUCUGAAUGCAAUCAGCAGAGGAAGGUAGAGCAGGUUGAGUUUAUCUCUAAUUCUGUCGGGGUCUGCAUGGAAGUGCAGCAUUUUCCUUACUGCCACCAAAAUAUUCUGGGGAAGGAGGGUUUUAAGGGAAAAGAGAGGGAAUAAAGCCGAUGCAGCAGAAAACUGUAGUAUAACUUGGUCAAAUCGCUAGCUGACUAAAAAGCUACAAAUCCUCUGGAAACCUGCCUUCGUUAGUCCUUCAUUAGUCACUACUUGCCCAACCCCUCUGUUCAAAGUUCUUACACAUGUGUACCAUCCUGGAAAAGGGAUGUUCUGUAUUUCAAACCUGGAA
Molecule: messenger RNA, 2017 nt
Organism: Gavia stellata (red-throated loon)
Lineage: Eukaryota; Metazoa; Chordata; Aves; Gaviiformes; Gaviidae
Gene: ZNF346
Product: zinc finger protein 346
Exons: 7
Coding region: 1-852 (283 amino acids)
Molecular function (GO): zinc ion binding; double-stranded RNA binding
Source: RefSeq, a predicted model, not a curated record